Messenger RNA from Didymodactylos carnosus, 2065 nucleotides. The record is from the annotation of a GenBank genome assembly. NCBI's taxonomy places the organism in Eukaryota, Metazoa, Rotifera, Eurotatoria, Philodinida, Philodinidae.
ACAUUUCGGCCUUAGAAUCGUCCGUAGAUGCAAUAGCCUUUGAGCUUUUAUUUGAAAUGCUUGCCGGAAGGUCAUUACCCCCAGUUCUAACACGAUUAAUCCCACUCCAGAACUUUUGAGGAGUUUUUAAAUGAUCAGAUAGUUCUGCCGGAUGAGAGCGUUUACAUUUUUGAAGAUGCAAAAUGAGACCGACCACCGAUACGAAAGAUACAAGAUAAGAAACAGAAUUUAGUUUUUACUUCUCAAUUUUACUGAGAAAUUAAACGGAGGUUUUAUUCUUUAACUCAGAUCUACAUCUCACAAUGGCUCUCCAUACCCAAAAGUUUAUGUGAUUAUAUUCAUGAACUUUGUUGUAGUCCAAACUAUAUCAUCGCCGAAUAUUGAAACAAUUUUAUCUGAAUCUGAACAAGAAAAGUUAUAUGCAUUUAUUUACUUUACAAAUAUCGAUUCAUCAUGUACAUCUGCUUCAACGAUUCCAGAACAAAUUACAUAUACAUUAAGAUUACAAGAGAACGGUGUCUUCAACUAUCGUGCAGAGAAACGACUAGUUGAUAAAUUUGAUAUAUUAUGGAAAAAUUCACCGGAAUAUUAUUGUCAAAAUAUACAAAAUACAGCAAAUUAUACCGAUCAAUUUCUUGGUCUACAAUAUUUAAUUGAUUUAGCAAUUAUAGAAUAUAGUACAACUAUACCAAUGAAUGAUUUAUCAAAUACACUUGGAUGUAUUGUUGAAGAUCGUGAACAAAAACUUAAAGAAUAUUUACGUUUAUUUGGUUUAAAUACAAUUAUAAACAAUUUUAUUUGGUUUACACGUACACUUUUAAUUAAUAUCUAUUUAUGUAUUCUAUGCACAAUAUUUACAGUUGCAAUACGUUUACCAUCAAAUCAUGAUGAAGAGAAUAGUGUUUCAACAGCAGUAUUUAAUACAACACAUUGGACAGUAAUAUUAACAAUAUACUCAGUACAAAUAUCUGCAUUUACUAUAUUCUUUGGACAAUUAUUUACCAAACCAUUAACAGCAAAAAUUAUUGGCUUUGCAUUGUGGAUAUUAACAUUUAUUGAUUAUUAUCAAACUGUACCAGUUGGUGUUAAGUAUUUUAUGACAAUCUUUCCCAAUACAGCUCUUAUAUUUAUCAUACAAGUUAUAUUACAAUAUGAACGAAAGAGCUAUCCAUCAUUAACAUACAAUAAAUUAUAUUCAAAUUUAUUUGCCGAAAUUUAUCCGUUGUAUAUUGGUUUAAUAAUGGUGAUAAUGUUAAUAUGGUCUGUUAUCUAUAUAUUAUUAUCUAUUUAUAUUGAACGUAUUAAUCCCGGAAAAUUUGGCGUUGGUGAACCAUGGUAUUAUAUUUUUAAUAAAUCUAAAAAACAGUCAGUACAAAAUCAGUUCAGUACUAGUGAACAAAUACAUACAGUUGUACUGAAUGAAGAAGUACAAGAAGAAGAAGAAACGGUAGCGAGAAAAUGGUUAGAAUCAUCACCGAAAUCAGCGGUAGUCGGAGUAUCAAUACAAAAUUUAACCAAAACAUUUGGUAAAUUUAAAGCUGUAUCAAAUUUGUCAUUGGACUUUUAUGAAAAUGAAAGUUUAACGACAUGGCGGCGGCGGCGGAAAUCAGAACAGUUUUUCUGCGCUGUCAGCGGCGGCGGCGGAAGUCGCAAUAAUUUUUCUCCGCCAUUAGUGGCGCCGGCGCGCAUCUCUGACUGUUUAUUGGAACCUACAUCUGGCAGAAUAUUAUUAAACAAUCUUGAUACUAGACAAAAUUUAAUUCAAAUACGAAAAAAUAUUGGCUUUUGCCCACAAUUUGAUAUACUAUACGAUGAUUUAACUGUCAAUGAACAUUUGAAAUUAAUUGCAAAAAUUCGUCAUCUAUCAGUCGAUGACGUAUUAUUAUCGACCAGAAAUAUUCUAUCAUUAAUCGAUCUCACUAACGAUAGUCAAACAUUGUCAAAAAAUUUAUCCGGUGGCAUGAAACGACGAUUGAGUAUCGGAAUGUCAUUAGUUGGUCAACCGAAAAUAUUAAUAUUUGACGAACCAACCAGCGGCAUCGGCAAAAGGAAAGCUUUAAAUUGA